This is a messenger RNA of Desarmillaria tabescens, 628 nucleotides long. RefSeq lists its product as uncharacterized. NCBI's taxonomy places the organism in Eukaryota, Fungi, Basidiomycota, Agaricomycetes, Agaricales, Physalacriaceae. The coding region runs from base 1 to 516 and encodes 171 amino acids. The record is from RefSeq and is a predicted model, not a curated record. The transcript has a single exon.
AUGUCUGUGACCCCUGACCCACCUUCCCAUCUCACCUUCAAUCCGUACCUCACCCCAUGCCCCGAUUUUGCUUCUGUCGAUUACUCUUUCAUCUGUGAUGCUGUCCAGUCAGCUAAUAAUAUUUCAUCUGAGGAAGCUGUCGCUCAACUGGUGCAAAACUGGAAGACAUGGAACGCCAAGGAGAGAGAUCAGUGGGACACACAAGUUCAGGCAGAUAAACAGGCAGUAGACCAAGCAAAGAAGACGGCUGAAGAAGCAGUGCAGAAGGCACAGAAAGAGGCUGAAAAAGAGAGAGAGACUGAGAGAAAAGAGAAAGAAAAGAAGCGCCCGAAACUCGUGAACUUCGAUCCUUCACUGAGCGUUGACAAAGAGGCUGAUCCCAUCCUUCACCCCUAUGCUCUCAAACAACUCUCAGAUUUCAAGUACUGUCCUCUUUGGUACUUCACCAAGAUGUCAGCGAUGGAAGCCUCCAGCAUUGUUAAUUCCCUCGCCCCCGACACCUUGAACCUCUGUUAGGAUCGUGCCAAUAGGAUUGCGGCGGUAAGUGCACGUAGCGGAAUGCUGUGGGAUGCGUCGGGCAUAGGCGAAGCUAUUAGCAACGUCACCCCUGAGCCGAAGCCCUGAGAUG